Labrus bergylta (ballan wrasse) is the source of this 2492-nucleotide messenger RNA. Lineage: Eukaryota; Metazoa; Chordata; Actinopteri; Labriformes; Labridae. The record is from RefSeq and is a predicted model, not a curated record.
CAUGUUCUCAACUCUUCUGUGUGUGUGUGUCAGGCGGAGGCGAGGCUUGCGGCGAAGAGGGCGGCUCGUGCAGAGGCAAGAGAUAUUCGAAUGAGGGAACUGGAGCGACAGCAGAAAGAGCUCUCUCUCCACUCUGCCAGCAGCAGGAAGUGGGGUCAGAUCCACCAGUGGAUGGCCGAGACAGAGAGAGCUCGAACUGCUGCUGCUCGUCCUAGCAGUCGCCACCACCGGGGUCUGGAUGAUGAUGUCAUGUCAGUCCGCAGUUACAGGUCGACCUCUUCAGGGAUACGAGACCUCGGCUCCACCAAGAGUCGGUCCAGCACCCGUAGAAAAGACACCUUGUCUGAUGGACUCUCCUCUAGCUCUGCCCUGAAGACCUCACGCUCCACCAGCUCAGUUUUCGGCGAUCUUCACGGACACAAAAAGUCUUCAUCAUCUUCGUCAAAGAAAGACCUACUGACUGGUCUGUACCACGAUCAGAGGAACUACAGCAGCCUGACAAAGACCAAACCUCCUCCUCCUUCUUCCACCUCCUCCUACCAGCCUCGGGCAACCUCCUCGGCUGUAACAGGCCUGACUCGCAGCUACAGCACGGCUUCUGUGUAUGAUGAUGCUGCACUGUGCGGCUCGGGCUACAGUUCCAAAGCUCCCUCUGAAUACAGCUGGUACUCCUCUGCAGCCAGCUCCACCCGCAGCAGCCCUGUGUCUUCCUCUGAUGAAGACACAGUGAGCAGUGUGUCUCAGGAGCGAGGCAGCAGAGGUCGCAGAGACAGUGUGUUGUCUGAUUUCUCUGACAUCAGUGAGUCAGCAGCAGAUUAUUUCAGUCGCUCUAACAGACGAGGCAGCGUGGUGUCAGACCUCGAUGAUCUGAUGGUCCCUGACCUUGACGCACUGGACGACAAAUGUGAUAAACAGUAUUCAGACUUCAGCCGGCCGUCGUCUCGCUGUGCGACGCCCGGCCUCUCAGCAGCCACUCUGGCGUCUCUUGGCGGCACGUCGUCACGUCGUGGCAGCACAGACACAGGCAGCAUCUACGACCCCGACACCAGCCUGAGCGAGCUGAGGGACAUCUAUGAGCUAAAGGACCAGAUUCAGGAUGUAGAGGGGCGCUACAUGCAGGGGCUCAAAGAGCUGAAGGAGUCCCUGGUGGAGGUGGAGGAGAAAUAUAAGAAAGCGAUGGUGUCUAACGCUCAACUGGACAACGACAAAGGAAACCUGAUCUACCAGGUGGACACGUUGAAGGACGUGAUCGAGGAGAUGGAGGAGACGACGGCGGAGAUGAAGAGAGAGCUGGAGGAAAAAACUAAGGAGCUGGAGCGGCAGAAGCACACCUGUUCGGUUCUGCAGCACAAACAGGAAGAACUGAAGGAGGGGAUCAGACAGAGAGACGAGCUCAUAGAGGAGAACCAGAGGCUGCAGACUCAGGUAGACGCCCUCAGCAGGGAGAUGUUCGACCUGCAGGAGACCAUAAACUGGAAGGACAAAAAGAUCGGGGCUCUAGAGAGACAGAAAGAGUACUUUGAUUGCAUUAGGAGUGAGAGAGACGAGCUCCGAGACGAGCUCUCUGACAUCAAAGUGAAGAUGAAGACGGAGAAACAUGGACUUGUCAUUAUCCCAGAUGGGACUCCAAACGGAGACAUGGAUCUCGAGUGUCCGUCCUCAGGUAUUACGGUGGUCUCUCAGGAGGCCGCCCAGGUGCUGGAGUCUGCAGGGGAGGGUCCUUUAGAUGUGCGGCUUCGUAAGCUGGCGGAGGAGAAGGACGAGCUGCUGUCUCAGAUCAGGAAGUUGAAGAAUCAGAUGGAGGAUGAGAGACAGAAACAGUCGAAGACAGACGGUGCGUUCACUGAUGGGGAGAGAGUGGAGAACGGUACAGACCUUCACUUCAUCGAGAUGCAAAGAGACGCUAACAGACAGAUCAGUGAAUACAAAUUCAAAAUCUCUAAAGCAGAACAGGAAAUGGGUACGAUGGAACAAAAUAUCAACAGACUUGAAGGUCAGGUGAGUCGUUACAAAGCUGCUGCAGAUAAUUCUGAACGAGUGGAGGACGAACUGAAGGUGGAGAAACGUAAACUACAGAGAGAGCUGCGUACGGCUCUGGAUAAGGUGGAGGAGAUGGAGAUGAAUAACCACCUGGUGAAGCGUUUGGAGAAGAUGAGCAAUAGGAACGCUCUGCUGUCUCAGCAGUGAGCGGCGUCUUCUCACCAUCAAGCCUUUAAAUCUCCUCCACUGCCAAACUGCGUCUGCAGCAACUCUAAGCGCAAACACUCGGACAUUAGUAACCUCUAAAAGUAGCAGAAGAGCACGCGCGUGUUCACCAUAGGGAGAGAGGCGAGGACAUUUCACUACAUAAUCUGUCAUGUUUAAUUCUCUGCUCGGGGCGGGGCUUUGUUUUGUUUUGAUAAGUUGCAUGAAUGAGUAAAAAGCUUUUAAAGCGUGACGGCUGCUCCGCUCUUUCCUCACAGUGAAGUGCCUUUUACACGAGCUGACGAUUC